Mizuhopecten yessoensis (Yesso scallop) is the source of this 8754-nucleotide messenger RNA. RefSeq names its product ras and EF-hand domain-containing protein homolog. Gene Ontology annotation, molecular function: calcium ion binding; GTPase activity; GTP binding. The record is from RefSeq and is a predicted model, not a curated record. The transcript is spliced from 17 exons. NCBI's taxonomy places the organism in Eukaryota, Metazoa, Mollusca, Bivalvia, Pectinida, Pectinidae. The coding region runs from base 813 to 3122 and encodes 769 amino acids.
GGAAAAAUAAAGCUACAAAUAUUUACACUGCUUAUUUUGUAUGGCUGUACUACACGAUAUGUCCAUGUGUACGACUAGGUACGCACCUGGGGUACGUGUGUAGGUAAAACAGCACGGAUAUUUUGUCACAGUCAUGACUAGGGGUAUCCCGCAGUUUAGAAACGUGGUAAGGGAUAACAAAACGGGCCGGUACCGUGCCGGGUGUUUAUAAGGUACGCCUACUCAUCAUGAAGAAAGCACCUGCCGAAAGUGAAUGUUAUCACGAAGUGUAACUGACAAGUUUAACUUGUUGCCUGGAGCUUAUCGCAAAUAGAAUAGAGACCUUAUCUGUAAUGGCGACCGGACUAUCUACUCAGUGACAGUAAGUUUGUUGCGAUGUCAUGUGCACACGUUUAUUGUGUGUGUCAGUACGGAAUAAGUCUAUGACAAGACAUAUCGAUGAUAGAUAGUUUCAAAAGGUUUUAUCAAGGGAUAGGAAGUAUUGUGAUUCACAACAAACACUCGGGUGACCUGGAUUUAUAUACAUACAUGUAUGCUGUGAUGUAAGAAGAUCAACAAGAAACAUCGAGUGUAUAGUUCUGUUUGAAUUACAGCGUGUGUGUUCGUACGCCUUGUGUUGUGAAAGUAUUCUUAAGGAAGUAACAGUUUUUAAGUUGGAUGAACAGAUACAUAAUAUGUAGAUUAUAUACUAACGAACCUAUUAUGAGUAGAUAUUAUUUUGAUAAUACUACUUAAGUAGUAACCCUUACUGUAAAGUAGAGCGGACAGACCGUGUGACAUACACUUUGGACUAAGAUGAUAAAGCCAGACAUAUGGAUGAACAUGCAUAUGAAGAUCCUGUGUCCCCGGGAGGUGAGGCGGUGACCCCUCCCAUACAUCGCCGUCUUCCUCUCCUUUGCAAAACAUUGUCAGGUCAGUCUGAGGAUGAGAUAUUCACGAAGGAAUCCCUGUCCGAACGAUUAAAUCUGUCCGCCACUGAACUGGACAUCGUGUUCUCGGCAGUGGACAGUGACGAGGAUGGGAAGAUCCGGAAGAAAGAUCUGACUCUGGACCUAUCUCGCUUUGCCCCUGGUCAGUCCACCUCAAGAUCUCCACGGUCAUCGCCGAGGAUGCGGCAGCGUAUACGACUGGACUCUAUGACUGAUGUGGCCAACAGCUUUGAUGGACUUUCAGAGCAGAGCCAGGAACAAGUCUGUGAGCUGUACCAGCACCUCCACGCAUCUGAAAACCCGGAACUUCUCGAAAACUUUGAAGCCAUUAUCCUCGGAGUCAUAAAAGAUGUUCGUGGAUACAAGACGGAGAACGAACGUCUGGAGAAGAGCUUCCGAAGGGAGAAAGACCAGCAUGAGAAACACCUUAGAAAUUUGGAGGAGGAAAUGGAAAAAGAGAUGAAAAAAAUGGAGGAAACAGUUCGACAGAAGGAACAGGAGAAGGUGAUGGCAGAGAAGGCAGAACUCAAAAAGGAAGUAGAAGAAGAGUUGAUUACAUUACAACAGAACCUUUCCAUUAUGCAGGAGGAGGGUAAUGGUCAGAAAAACAAAGAGUUGGAGACACAUCUUUUGGACAUGAAAAAACGUUUGGAAGAUAUGGUUAUAGCCAAUCGACACCUGAAGAGCGAGUUGACGGACUCUCGCACAAACAUGGCGCUCGUCAGGAGUGAACUGGUGUCGGUACGCAACAACUACACGGACAAGUGUCGGGAACUUCAUCGUGAGAAGGAGACCGUGAUGGACAUCGUGAAGGAACAAGAUAAUCUUACCCGCCAGCUCCAUCUUCUACAGUAUGUAUCACAAAGCAAUGCUAACCAACAGCUACACGACACGAAUGAUGAUUUACUGGAGGCGGUCAUACACCAAAGUGUCCCCAAGUAUAGCCCCACCCCUAUUAUACAGAACCAUUCUCGGUCGUCCUCUAACGCUUCUUUGAUAGAGAGAGAACGGCGGGGAUCUCUUAUGAGCGACUACAUACAAAGUGGUCCACCCUCUAUGAAAUCAUUGAAUCUCAGUCGGGGAACCUCCAUUGCUGAAGAUGAAUUACUCGAAGACGUCAUUUCCAUUUCCGGAUCUUUACCUUCACCACGUAUAAUUCGAGCACGACUUCCGAGAGACGAAACGUGUGAAGAGGACGAUGCUUGUGAUGAUCUUGCAGACAGCGGGCACUCGACACUUCGGGACCAGAAUGACAUAGACUCGGAGUCGGAAAUAAUUCAAGACCAGAAUAUCAGACAUAGCAACACACGCAAAAACAGACUCAACCGCAGAGCCUACGUCGAUGUCGACGAUGAGGAUCCUGACUCUCAUGACGAGGACUCGGAAAGUGAAGGACGUUUUGAGCGUGACCCCAGAGUAUACAAGUACAGAGAUGCUAACCGUCUUCCUGUAGCACCAAACAAGAGAGGAAGUGCCAGAUCACGGAGUCGUGACAAUCAGGCCGGAAGGGACUCGGGCGGCUCGGGAGGUCGCCGAUCGCUGAGAAAGCAGCAGACAACCAAAAAGGAGAGCAUGCGGUCAGUCAGUCGUGAGCCAGAGAGGAUGUACAAAAUCGUACUGGCUGGGGAUGCAGCCACAGGCAAAUCAAGUUUCAUCAUGAGGCUGUGCAAAGGCAAAUUUGUAUCCAAUCUCAGCUCAACUCUGGGAGUGGAUUUCCAGACGAAAGUGAUGGAGGUAGAUGGUCGUACUAUAGCACUUCAGCUCUGGGACACUGCAGGACAGGAAAGGUUCCGCAGCAUCGCCAAGUCGUACUUCCGGAGGGCUGAUGGUGUUUUCCUUUUGUACGAUUGUACCUACGAGAGAUCCUUCCUAAGCAUCAGGGAAUGGCAGGAAUCAAUAGGGGACAGCGCUCAAAAGAACAUCCCUGUUAUGUUGUGUGCAAAUAAAACCGAUUUAAGGGAGUCUAGUGAGAAACAAGGGCGGAAGGUUGUCCACUACGAGGACGGACAGAGACUGGCUAGGGAGUGUGAUAGCCUGUUUAUAGAAACCAGUGCCAAGGAUGGAUCAAACGUUACAGAAGCUGUCAUAGAAUUAACGAGGUUGAUGAGAGCCAAUGAAGAUUUGGAAGUGAAAACAGUCGGCCUCCAAUUAGCUGAAAGUAAAAACGAAAGCAAGUCAUCGUGCUGUGGAUAAGCGACAAGAGUGAAAGUAAAUUAAGUGCAUAAACACUAUAUGAAGUCAAAUUGUUCGUCUCGGAUGUAAGGAUGCGUAAAACAAGCUCUUCAGAUAAACUAGUAAGUACAAAUCACUGAUAUCCUGACAUUCGAGGUAUUUUACUUCAUAUUCAUGCAUGAAGAGUGUUGCGAAUUGUUCGCUUGAUCACCAAGGAUAACCAGGAGUUGGUCAAUGAAAUGACACAUGACUGCAUAUUUCAAUGAGUGGCACAAUCCACAGUCUUCUGCUAUUGUCGCACUUCUGGAUAUAAUUUUGGGGAAAACACGGUGUGUGUUUGUCAGCAUUUCUUGACCUUGAUCGACCAAUUGUAUAAAAUAAGUUUUUUUAACUUGCCAUGGUUUACGGGUUGUUUCAUUCCGUAAUUAUAUGUAUGACGUUUUCCAUGUUAUUCUAAGUAAUUGUGUGUUACGUGGUUAUCUACACGGCAGAGCGAAGACAAGGCUGGAUACUGCUCUUUCGAGGAUAGGUAUUAUAUGUAGAUUUUACUCACAUAUCAUGUAACAUUUCAGAUUCUGCAGUGUGUCUUAAUACUAAUUAAUAAAGAUGUGUUUGUCAUUAAAGAGUCAUUAUACAAUAACAUUUCUAUGGCGGUUUACGACGUGUAGAGAACUACAACGCGUACGUAGUAGUUACUACGUUUAUUUAGCAUAGCAAAGUUGUCUUCGUGCCAUGUUGAUUAAGAUUUAAAAAUUUACAUUAAAUCAUUUUUUUUUUAAUUUUUCCAAUGCUAAAUGUUAACUUUGCCUAGUUCCUGACAAGAGAAUAUAGGGCACUGCUGUCAACCAUGAUGAAAUACCUAUCAUUUCGGCUUUCUGCAGUAUAACCGGUCUUGAGUACCAUGCCCAUAGGUAUUUGGUUUAUCUACAUGUAUCCACUAAACAUCCUCGAAAUUCAAUGGGGUUUAGCUCACUUGCGUUCUCUGCACCCCUGGAAUAAGUCAUGACAAAAUUGAAGGGUCAGUGUGCAUCACCUGGUGGAUGAUACAAGAAAACAUUUUUAACCUUUUAUACCUCAAAAGAAUUUCGCGGAAGCAUAACUGUAAAAUUGACCGGCUUUGAGGUCAGAUGUUGCUCCUUAGUUAUCUUCAAAGAAUUGGUGUCAGCCUAGCCAAUGAUCAGUUUAGUUCAGCCUAGCCAAUGGUCAGUUAAGUUGGGUUUUUUCACAUAAAACCAAUCAAAUAGUUAGCCGCAUGCCUGCAAUUUUGCCAUGACAUUGUCCGGAGCUGAGGUACAGAGACAAUAGUGAGCGAAACCGUUGGAAUUCCAAAGAUGUCCACUGUCAAGAGGCCAGAAACUGUGAUUAUCCUGAUCUGAUUCGAGUUGUAUGUCGUUAAAACAACUGUACCUUACCAAUAAAAUGUUAGUUUGCUUAGCUUGUACAGGUCAGGAAUCACUUGUUUUGUGACAGUUCUCCUUUGAAAUGGGUAUCAUUAUAUUUAACGUUAUACUUGUCUCCCUUGGUUGUGUGUAAGAAACACUAAAGUGUUCUUAUUCUUUAGUUUUCUUUACUUAGAUAGUAUACAUCUUUAAAGUCUAGUCAUUUUUGUAAAUAUUGUAUUUAUUUAAAUAACAUAUCGAGCUACAUCACAUUAUAUAAUUGUUUCUUAUCGUUAAAUAUUUGAAAUGUUGUUAUUAUUAUCAAUUCCUAUGUUUAGAGCUAUCGACAGUAAUAUCUAUAGCUGAGUUGGUUGUUUCUUCAGCUAGUAUGACAAUACAUAUUCAUAAACUUGAAACUUUGUUUCUAUUUCACAGUUUCUCUGUUAAGACACAAAUUAGGAAAAAAACAGUUCCUUACUUGAACCAAAACUCAAUGCGAUUCAUUCGACUUUGAAUAAAACAUAUUUGUGAUUCAUUUGACUAUGAAUCAAAGCUAACGGCAAUUCAUUUGACUAUGAAUUUAAGCUAAUUGUGAUAUGCUUGACUAUAAACCAAAGCAUGAUUAAUUCCUCUGGUAUGAAUUAACUAAGAAUAUCAGAUUUGGCAAACGUAGUGCUAGCUGUUACGAUAAUUUCGCUUUAUUAUGUGUUUUUUUACAUAUAGAGUAAAACAUGUCAUAUUCAAACAAUACUAAGGUAACUACCGCCUACUGCAGUAGGAAGAUUUUCAUAUUCUUCCGGUUUAAUUAACAGUGGGACUUAGUUAAAAAAAGUAUGCGCGUUCCACAUUACGAAAGAUGUUAUAUUUUAUAUGUAUAAAUGUAUGUAAAUUCGCUUUCUGUAACAUUUAUUUAUUUGCACAAUAUCCUCGUGUUAUACAUCUAUAGCUAUAGGUUUUUGUAUGUUAAUUGAUAGACUACGUUAUAUAAAGCUGUAGUUUUUUGUAUCUUAAUUACUAGACUGAACUAUAUAUAGCUGUAGGUUUUUUAAUUUAAUGACUAGACUGAUCUGUAUAUAGCUGUAGUUUUGUGUAUAAUAAUUAUUAGACUGAGCUAUAUAUAGCUGUAGUCUUUCGUACCUUAAUUACUAGACUGAACUAUAUAUAGCUCUAGGUUUUUGUUUAUUAAUUACCAGACUUAGCUAUAUAUACCUUUAGAUUUAGUAUAUCAAUACCUCGAAUGAGCUAUAUAUACUGUAGCUGUAGGUUUUUGUAUAUUAAUAACCAGACGUAGCUAUAUAUAGCUGUAGUUUUUUGGUAUAUUAAGUACUAGACUGAGUUAUAUAUAGCUGUAGGUUUUUUGGUAUAAUAAGUACUAUACUGAGUUAUAUAUAGCUGUAGAUUUUUGGUAUACUAAGUACUAUACUGAGCUAUAUAUAGCUGUAGAUUUUUGGUAUAUUAAGUACUAGACUGAGUUAUAUAUAGCUGUAGUUUUGUGUAUAUUAAGUACUAGACUGAGUUAUAUAUAGCUGUAGAUUUUGUAUAUCAAUAACUCGAAUGAGCUAGGUGUUUUUAUAUUAACUACUUGACUGAGCUAUAUAUACAUUGUAGCUGUAGGUUUUUUGUAUAUUAGGAACUUAAUUACUGGAGAUGUUUUGUGAUGGUCAUUAGUUAAACAUCUGAGUCACCGUUUAUGAUAUUUUAUAUUGUAUAGAAUGCUUCUUUCGAGGCAGUGUAUUUCUUGUGAAUUUGAGGUUAAAAGUAAAUCAAAUUAUUUAACUUGACAGCGAUUAUUUAGUUACAUUGUCUCAACCGAAAACGUAUCACUACGCGAAAAGGUAGAUAUGUAUUUUUCCAAAUAAUGCGAAAAUACCACUGUGCGAAAUCAUGUCACUAUACAGCAUAUUACUUUGUACAUUAUAUCCAUAUGUAUAACGUUAUAAGGUAUCUUGUUAUGCAUAACCAUAUAAAGUAUAUGUAUAUUUAAAACAAUAUACAAUAUAUCACUGUGUAAAAAAAUAUUAUAUCCCUGUGUAUAACGUUAUGUAGUAUCUUGCUCUUAGUAACAAUAUACAGUUAAUAACUACGUUUGUAAGUGUUAAAAUAUAUAGUAUUUUAUUAUGAUUGGUUGUUUAUCAACAAUUCUAUGAUGAAUGUAGGUACGACUUAUCAUGUGAUUUGAGCUCAUCCUUGGCUGUUUUACUGUAUAUAGACGUAUGAUAUGUACAAUAUAUUAUAAUGUUAAAAUGUUUACGUGUGACGGUGUGCAUGCUAACCAGAUGAGAUAUUGGUGUCAAAAAUCUGACAGGUACAAUGUAGAAAGUACUUAUAAUAUACACUUCUUGUCAGUCACUAUUACGCGUAUUUGUAUAUUUAAUAUUUAAUCUAUGGAGAGGCUGGAAAGUCAGAGAGAUCUGGUAUGUUGUGGAGAGGAGUGACAGAGGAGAGUAUAAAGUCGUGUUUUAAUUAACUUGAGAAAGAUUUGAAUUGAUUAACACGAGUAAAUUUACUUUAAACAUUGAUAAUAAUACGAUGCUUAUAUGAAUUGAGCAAUAGUGCUCUUAAAUUAAUUUUUCUUUCUAAUAUGCUGUGUUUCUAACAUGAACCGUUUUUCAAACAUGAUAUGCACUGCCUUUCGUAGGAAAACUAUGCAUGUGUCAAUCAAGAAAUCUCGCUUAUGUUGUAAACGAUUUCCUGGUGAAAAGAUUUGUUUAAUCACGUACUUCCCUUGGUUUUGUCUCGAUUAACUCUUAAGUGCAAUUUAUCAUCAAUCAUCGGAGCAAUGUACUUACCAUAUCAUGUUUAACAUAGUCGUAUCUCUGAUGGUAGGAAUAUAUCAGAUUCGGGAGAAGACUCAUAUAGGCACUGCCUGUUGUCAAAUCCUUUUGUUAACACAACAACAUUUUGUUGAAACAAAAUGGUAGGAAUAUAUCAUGUGUGUAUGACAUCUGUCUCUAUAACUCUCAUUAAUUGUAUAUUUUAAUCACAUCUCCAUUUUCUGUUUCCAUAUAGCUAUCCUAUUGUUCCUUACUACUAUCACUGAAUCAAAAAAAAAGGCAAAAGCAAAAACAAAAAUCUUUUGGGCUAAAAACGUAUUCCAGAUGUAUUUCUACAAUCUUAAUACAUUAACAUAAACUUUCAUAAAACGUAGGGUAAAGUUAUAAACUGGUACAACUAUGAUUCUUAAAACUGGAAAAAAACAUGCAUGUCCUGGAAUUCAGAAUGUCCAAUUUGGAUAAUUAAUACAAUCAUUAUCGUACUGCAUGUUUUAAUACAAAUGCAUUUCGGACUUUUCAAUGUUGCCAAAAUGAAAAUAGUAACAUUGUGUUUUUAUAUAUUAAUACAUGUCUAACUAUGUGUAGUGUUUCUUGGCUUAGUACAAUUAUUUUGAAUCAUUAUCGUGAAGAACAUAUGCAAUCCUGUGUGACAAACAUCUUCAAAAAAGAGAUUGGUUAUGAGUGGUCAUUCUGCUUUUUAAUUUUUACAUAAUCUUAAAAUCCUAAUAUCUGAGGAAGCAUACAUAAUAAAGAUUUAUUCUGGCAAUAAACAUAUGAACAGGAUUUGCGAUUUUUUGAUACUCGGUGUGUAAUAUAAAUGUAUUCUUUGAUUUAUAUUGUAAUUUCACUGUUCAUAGUUCUAUUUUUUCUUCUAAGCAAUAUUUCUGCGGGUUUUUUACAAUGUGCAUCUUCUUCAUGAUCCAAUUGUUUAACUGUCAUCGAAUUAACUACAUUAGGUUGGAGGAUGUUCCACAUGUCAGUAAUGUUAUUGAUUAAUUGUCAAUCACCAGCAGCAAGAUGAUUUCAGGUCAUUAUUUAAAAAAAAAACAUUAGUUUUGAAUUAAUAACUACUUGGUACUUACAUGCCUUUCAGUUAAACUUCCUUAUUGAACACCAACAUAUCUCAAAUACUUGUUUAUUUCGAUUUUAAUAAUUGGCGACAUAACAGGGUUUGACUCGAAGUAAGCAAUGACGUCGACAUUGUGAGGUUUGGCUGCAGAGGAUUCUUUGAAUAAUAGGCUUCAUCUGUUGCAUGAUGUACGUAAAGGAUGGUGUUUUGUCCAUGUAUAUAAUGGUUAUGUUCUAACUUUAGACAUGUUUAUUGCCCCCGAAAAGAUUGACAUGAUAACCAGAGUUUUCUCCCUUUAAACACUAUACACGGGCUGGUCCAGAGUAAUGAGUGUUAUGGGUAUGAAGCAAUACUUAAGUGUUUAAAGCAUGAAUUGUUGUCUGUUAUAUUUCGGGAAAAGAAAUAGGUCAAUAAAGUAAUUCUGCUUAUUA